AUGAAGUCCAUCCUCCCCCUCCUAGCACUCACCUCCUCCCUCCCCCUAACCCUCGCCUGGCUCCCAGGCGUCGAAAAGGAAAUCUACUCAAGCACAGGCACCAACAUCUUCAAUGCCUCCGCGACCUCAAACUCCCCCAGCAAGCGCUGGCUCCCAGCAUCCAACAAGAUCCGCGGCGUCAACCUAGGCAGCCACUUCGUGGUCGAGCCCUGGAUGGCCAGCAACGCCUGGAACACUAUGGGCUGCGGCGGGCAGAAGUCCGAAUUCGACUGCGUGAUGGCGCUUGGCCAGGAUACAGCUGAUCAAGUCUUCGCUGACCACUGGGGGUCCUGGAUCACGCAGGACGAUAUUGCCCAGAUGGUCUCGUAUGGUCUUAACACGGUGCGCAUCCCGGUGGGGUACUGGCUUAAGGAAGAUCUUGUGUAUGCGGACUCGGAGCAUUUUCCGCGUGGUGGGAUGAAGUAUCUUGAGGAUGUUUGUGGGUGGGCGAGUGACGCAGGCAUGUACAUUAUUAUUGAUUUGCAUGGGGCGCCGGGGGCGCAGGAGGCUGAGCAGCCGUUUACGGGGCAGUAUGCCCCGACCCCCGGCUUCUACCAGGACUACCAGUACGACCGGGCGCUGGAGUUCCUGGAGUGGAUGACGACCAACAUCCACCAGAACAACAAGUUGCGGAACGUCGGCAUGAUCGAGAUCGUGAACGAGCCUGUGCAGGAUGCAGGGCAGGCCUCCUCGAUGAUCAACAGCUACUACCCCAACGGCUUCACGCGCAUCCGCAACACCGAAUCCUCCCUCGGCAUCACCAGCAACAACUACCUGCACAUCCAAAUGAUGAACGAAAAAUGGGGCUCGGGCGACCCCACCUCUGCACUGAGUGACAACUACUUCGCCGCCUACGACGACCACCGGUACGUGAUAUACGACUCCAGCGUCGCCGUGACCAAGGAUAGCUACAUCGCUGCCUCGUGCGCCGACAACCGCGGCGGCAACUGGCCGACGAUCGUGGGCGAGUGGAGCCUCAGCGUUCCGGAUGAUGUGGAACAUACCGCGGACUGGGAGCCGUCUUCCAACGUGGACUUUUAUAAGCGGUGGUUUGCGGCGCAGGCGAUUGCGUAUGAGAGGCAGGAGGGGUGGGUGUUUUGGGCGUGGAAGGCGGAGUUGGGGGAUUAUCGGUGGUCGUAUAAAGAUGCUGUCGAUGCCGGCGUUAUCCCGACGGACUUGGAUAGUAUCUAUGAUAACUCGCCUUGCUAG
Molecule: messenger RNA, 1248 nt
Organism: Aspergillus mulundensis
Lineage: Eukaryota; Fungi; Ascomycota; Eurotiomycetes; Eurotiales; Aspergillaceae
Product: glycoside hydrolase family 5 protein
Exons: 3
Coding region: 1-1248 (415 amino acids)
Biological process (GO): glucan catabolic process
Cellular component (GO): extracellular region; cell surface
Molecular function (GO): beta-glucosidase activity
Source: RefSeq, a predicted model, not a curated record